Merops nubicus (carmine bee-eater) is the source of this 2797-nucleotide messenger RNA. Its product is annotated as DNA-dependent protein kinase catalytic subunit-like. The transcript is spliced from 18 exons. Gene Ontology annotation, molecular function: protein binding; DNA-dependent protein kinase activity. NCBI's taxonomy places the organism in Eukaryota, Metazoa, Chordata, Aves, Coraciiformes, Meropidae. Gene Ontology annotation, biological process: immunoglobulin V(D)J recombination; telomere maintenance; double-strand break repair. Gene Ontology annotation, cellular component: nucleus. The annotation marks the transcript as partial. The record is from RefSeq and is a predicted model, not a curated record.
GUGUUUCUUUCUUGACAAGCUGCAGGAGAAACUUCUCUGUGACCAGGCAAACGAUAGUAUGGAGGUGGAUGGAGAAUCCAGUGCUAGUGACCAAAUGGAAGUGGAUCAACAGGAUGAAGACAUUUACUCAAUGAUUAAAAGCUGCAAAUUUAACAUGAAAAUGAAGAUGGUAGAAAGUGCCAGGAAACAGAGCAGCUUCACAGUUGCCAAGAAGCUCCUGAAAGACCUGCGGAGAGAUGCCAGGACGAGGGAGGACUGGCUGCUGAGGUGGAAUUCCGCCUAUUGCCGCUUCGUGCACAGCUCCAGCCGGAGCCAGAGUUGUCCUCAGCGUGUGCUGGCAGUGCUAAAAACCAUCUCCCUGCUUGAAGAUACCAAGGCUGACUACCUUAGUAAGAACGUAAUGGCCUUCCGAAACCAGAAUCUUCUUCUGGGUACUACCUACCACAUCAUGGCCAGUGCUCUGAGUCAGGAUCCAAGAUGCCUUGAGCAAAUCAAGGAGGAAAAGGCUGGGAAAAUAUCACUACUAUCAGGAGAAAGUCUUGAGAAUCCUGGAAAGGUGUUGGCAGCUCUGAACAGGAAGGCUUUCCAGGCUUUGGGCAGUGCUGCCAGGAAGGCUGAAGAGGAGGUGCAGUCCCACUCCAUGGAGCACGUAGAUGUGGUGGGAGUUACCAAUGCAUACAUGACUUUGGUUGGUUUCUGUGACCAGCACCUGCGUAGAGAAGAAGAAGGUGGCUUGCCUGAAGUUAAUGCUGCAGAUCUGCAGCUAUUCCCAGCUAUUGUGGUGGAGAAAAUGAUAAAAGCUUUAAAACUGAACUCCAGAGAAGCCAGGCUGAGAUUUCCUAGACUGCUGCAAAUAAUUGAAAGAUAUCCAGCAGAGACAUUGGGUCUAGUGACACGAGAGCUUUCUUCGGUUCCCUGUUGGCAGUUCAUUGGCUGGAUUAGCCAGAUGAUGGCACUACUUGACAAGGAUGAAGCAGUAGCUGUGCAACACACUGUGGAGGAGAUUGCAAAUACCUAUCCCCAGGCAAUCAUCUACCCUUUCAUGAUCAGCAGUGAAAGUUACUCUUUCAAAGAUACUGCAACUGGUUGUAAGAACAAGGAGUUUGUAGAAAGGCUCAAGGCUAAGCUGGACAAAGGAGGAGUGGUUGGAGAUUUCAUUCACGCUCUGGAACAGCUCUCCAGUCCCGUCAUGCUCUUUAAGGACUGGGUUGAGGAUGUCAGAAACGAGUUGUUAAAAGCUCAGAGAAAUAAAAACAAGCUUAAGGAAAUGUAUGAAGGAAUGUACAAGAACUUGGGAAGCUUAGAGGCUCCUGGCCUUGGAUUGCUGAGGAAAAGGUUUGCUCAGGCUUUUGGGAAGGACUUCAGCCAUCAUUUUGGAAAAGGUGGUUCAGAAUUGUUGGAUAUGAAGGUCAGCGACUUUGAAGCGAUUACAACUUCUCUCCUCUCAAAAAUGAACAAAACCCAUAAAGAACCUGGAAACCUGAAAGAAUGUUCACCAUGGAUGAGUGAGUUCAAACCUGAGUUCUUGAGGAAUGAGCUGGAGGUUCCUGGUCAGUAUGAUGGAAGAGGGAAACCACUGCCAGAGUACCACGCAAAAAUCUCUGGGUUUGAUGAGCGGGUAAGUGUGAUGGAGUCCUUGAGGAAGCCCAAACGUAUAACGAUCCGUGGCAGUGACGAGCAGGAGUAUCCCUUCCUUGUCAAAGGUGGGGAGGACCUGCGGCAGGACCAGCGUAUUGAGCAGCUCUUCGAUGUGAUGAACAUUGUCCUCUCCCAAGAUGCUGCUUGUAGCCAAAGGAAUAUGCAGCUAAAAACUUACCAGGUCAUCCCCAUGACGACAAGACUGGGACUCAUCAAGUGGCUGGAAAAUACUUGUACUUUAAAAGAAUUCCUUAAUAACAGCAUGUCUGAAGAGGAAGACCUCAUCUAUAACAGCAAAAAAGGACCUCGUGCUACCUACUCUGAGUGGCUGUCCAAGAUGGGUGGGAAAGCACAAGGCAUCUCUCGCUACCACCUUAUGUACAGCAGAGGCAGGGAGAGCAGCGUUCCAGAAGACCUGCUGCGGAGAGCCUUUGUGGGGAUGAGCACAUCUCCUGAAGCCUUCCUGUCCCUGCGCUCCCACUUCGCCAGCUCUCACGCGCUGAUGUGCAUCAGCCACUGGAUACUUGGUAUUGGAGACAGGCAUCUCUCCAACUUCAUGAUCAACAAGGAGACAGGUGGCAUGGUGGGGAUAGACUUCGGGUGUGCGUUUGGUUCAGCCACACAGUUUUUGGGCGUGCCAGAGCUGAUGCCUUUUCGUCUGACGCGCCAGUUUGUUAAUCUGCUGAUGCCAGUGAAGGAGUGGGGUCUCCUGUACAGUGUGAUGGUCCAUGCCCUCAGGGCUUACCGUGCAGAUCCAGAUCUCCUCCUCAGCACAAUGGAUGUGUUUGUGAAAGAGCCUUCUUUGGACUGGAAGAACUUUGAACAGAGACAGCUGAAGAAAGGAGGCACGUGGAUUAAGGAAAUAAACACAUCUGAAGUAAACUGGUACCCUUUGCAAAAAGUCAAGUGUGUCAGAAGAAAGCUGACGGGUGCCAACCCAGCAACAAUCACUUGCGAUGAGCUUCGCCUGGGCCACGAGAAGUCGCUUUCUUACAAGGAUUUUGCAGCUGUGGCUCGUGGUCAUCCUGAUCAUAACGUCAGAGCCAAGGAGCCAGAGGAUGGACUCUCAGAAGAGACCCAAGUGAGGUGCCUGAUAGAUCAGGCGACAGAUCCCAACGUUCUUGGCAGAGUCUGGGAAGGAUGGGAGCCCUGGAUGUGA